This is a messenger RNA of Exophiala bonariae, 990 nucleotides long. RefSeq lists its product as uncharacterized. The transcript is spliced from 4 exons. The record is from RefSeq and is a predicted model, not a curated record. Lineage: Eukaryota; Fungi; Ascomycota; Eurotiomycetes; Chaetothyriales; Herpotrichiellaceae. Gene Ontology annotation, biological process: peptidyl-glutamate ADP-deribosylation. Bases 1 to 990 code for a protein of 329 amino acids.
AUGCCUUCGCCUCCUUAUCAUCAAUCGCCUCAUAGUCAACGAGAAGAUCAUGCAGAGGACGAAGUUUAUGCCCAAUGUCUCUAUGUACUCGGCUUAAAAGGCGGCGAAUCUCUGACUGAGGUCGAUGCCAGAUAUUUCGAGCUUAUAUCUAUGUGGAGUGGUCCAAGACUUCCAACUGAUGAUGGUCUCACAGAGGCGCAAGACCAGAUCCGAGUGAUCGAUGCGGCGUACGAAGGCAUCCUCCCACGACUUAUGCAGAUGGACCCGAACAAGGAUAAGGUGGACGAAUGUUCAAUGAAGAAUGUCGAGACAGCACAAGACCGCAUCGUGCCCUCCAGUCAGGACCAGAAUACCUUUUGGAUUCAUGCUGAUGUUCCUCCAAGGCCACUGAAGCCUUCUGAAAAAGAAGGACUCAAACGUGUCCCGGUCUUCCACAUCAAUGAGAUCCGUGGCAACCUUCUUGACGCACCUGAUGGCGCCGUUAUUGUUCAUGCCGUAAAUUGUAUGGGUGUCUGGGGUUACGGAGUUGCAAGACAACUGAAAAGUGAAUUUCCCACUGCUUUCAACAUCUAUCGAUCUCAUUGCAGGAUGGAGGACAGACCAGAUCACCUGGUAGGAGAAUGUCUUCUCAUCCCGCCUCAGAAGGAAGACUAUGAGAAAGGCAACAAACCACGACGAUGGAUUGCGUGUUUGUUCACUAGUGUGGGGUAUGGGAAGAGAAACGCGCGCCUGAAUAACCCGGGCAAAUGUGAACCACAGUUCAUCAUCUACCACACACAAGCAGCACUCGAAGAUUUCCGAGUUCAGUACGAUGAAUAUGUGCGUGCAGCGUCCAUCUCUCCUGAAGAAUCUGAACCUCCGGGUGAUAUAUGGUCUUGCAAGUUCAACAGUGGUGCUUUCGGACUCGAUUGGGAAGCCACUAAGGCAAUAGUCGAAGACGAAUUCUACGGAUUUGGAGGAUCAUUCUCAGUUGUGGAGAGAAAUUCAUGA